AUGACCGCUAACGUCGUUCGUCUCAACAACUUCUUGCAGAACAGACAUAUGCAGCAUGCUCUGACCGAAUCAUUCUCCUCUGUUGGUCCGCCAAAUCAGCUUCAGUGGACCGUUACAUUCAAAUUAAAUGGACAAGCAAUCGGAGCUGCUACUGCCGGCACCAAAGGAGCGGCUAAGGAACAGGCCGCUGGACAGGCAUUGACGGCUCUGGGCGCAUGA
Messenger RNA from Fibroporia radiculosa, 219 nucleotides. RefSeq lists its product as uncharacterized. The transcript has 4 exons. The record is from RefSeq and is a predicted model, not a curated record. Lineage: Eukaryota; Fungi; Basidiomycota; Agaricomycetes; Polyporales; Fibroporiaceae. The coding region runs from base 1 to 219 and encodes 72 amino acids.